Molecule: messenger RNA, 1251 nt
Organism: Ostertagia ostertagi
Lineage: Eukaryota; Metazoa; Nematoda; Chromadorea; Rhabditida; Trichostrongylidae
Source: the annotation of a GenBank genome assembly
AUGGACGCGCCGCGCGUCCCCUGGAACUACACACUGCCUAACGGGAACGUCGCUGUUACGAUGGAUGCAUGUUUCCAAAUGUUACGUGAUCAGGGUAUCCCACCCGUGCCGGAGCCAACCGACGGUAGUUUGUGGUGUAAUGCCACAUAUGAUACGGUUCUUUGUUGGCCGCCGACGCCAGCAAACACAAGCAUCGUGCUACCGUGUCCUCCGCUCAAGGGACUUGAUCCAACCCGUCACGUAGUAAAGUCGUGCGACCGAUAUGGUCGAUGGGCUGGAAAGUCGGAAGGCGUGUACGAGAAUCCGUGGGGAAAUAUCACGAAGAAAUGCCAUUGGACUGGAAAUUGGCAAGGACGCACCGAGAACGACUUUGCCAGAGAUCACGGCUGGACAAAUUUCACCAUGUGCUAUACGGAUGAAGUGAUCUACAUCAUGAAUAACCUCAACAACGAAUCGCUAGGGAUUGCACAAGAGGUCGCCAGGAACGCCCGGAAACUCGAAUUUGUCGGGUUGGGGUUGUCCUUAGUCAGCCUUAUUGUUUCGAUCGGAAUAUUCUCGUACUUCCGACGUCUCCGGGUCUUUCGUAAUAUGCUGCACUUACAUUUGAUGAUUGCUAUACUUAUGGUGGUCAUUAUUCGCCUUGUUCUAUACAUUGACCUGAUUUUUACUGGAAGCCAUGGCCCACACCAAAGUCCAUCGGAUGGGAAAACCAUAAACACUAUGCCAUUCGUCUGCGAGGCCAUGUACUUUCUUCUUGAAUAUUUCAAGACUGUUGCUUUUGGCUGGAUGUUUUUGGAAGGUUUUUAUUUACACAAUCAGCUGGUGCUCACUGUUUUCAAUUCGGAACCGCGACUGACACCAUACUUGCUAGCUGGAUACGGUAUUCCCCUACUGCACACUUUGAUAUGGCUCUUUGUAGUCUUGAUAAAGAAAGACUUCAAGGUGGAAAGAUGUUUGGGGUCGUACUAUCUGGAGCCCGAAUUCUGGAUUCUCGAUGGUCCACGAAUGGCUGAAUUAGUAGUGAAUCUUUUCUUCAUUUGCAAUGUGAUUCGGGUGUUAUGGUCAAAGGUGCGGGAGAGUCACAGUACAAGUGAACUUGAUAAGAUGAAGAAAAGCGUCAAAGCAGCACUGAUGUUGAUCCCAUUGCUUGGUAUACCGAACAUUAUGCAAACCAUCCCGUUCGCUCCAACGCGAGAUAACAUUACGGUAUUGAAAUCCCAUUUUUUUGAAAAUAACUGCAGUUGCAAUAGA